Messenger RNA from Pistacia vera, 2100 nucleotides. RefSeq names its product putative disease resistance protein RGA3. Bases 1 to 2100 code for a protein of 699 amino acids. The transcript is spliced from 3 exons. Gene Ontology annotation, biological process: defense response to other organism. Gene Ontology annotation, molecular function: ADP binding. NCBI's taxonomy places the organism in Eukaryota, Viridiplantae, Streptophyta, Magnoliopsida, Sapindales, Anacardiaceae. The record is from RefSeq and is a predicted model, not a curated record.
AUGGCUGAAGUACUUGUUUCUUUUGUCUUGGAGCAGCUGGCUUCAAUCGCUCGUCAAGAGUUGAAGCUUGUGGCGGGUGUUGAUGAUGACGUCCGAAAACUCACCAGUAAUUUUCGGUCCAUUCAAGCUGUUCUUGAAGAUGCAGAGAGCAGACAAUUCAAGGAUAGUGCUGUGAGGGAUUGGUUGGAUAAGCUUAAAGAGGCAGCUUAUGAUAUAGAUGAUGUGUUGGAUGAGUGGAACACUUCUAUUGGAAAAUUACAACUUAAGGAAGUUGGAAAUGCCUCCAAGCCUAUGAUAAAAAAGGUAUGUUCCCUCGUCCCUUGUUAUAGCUUUUGUUUCAGAAAAGUUAUCCUGCCUUGUGCCGUUGUUAGCAGGAUAAGAAGUCUAAAUAAAACACUAGAUGUUAUUGCUCGGGAAAAAGAUACGUUUCAUUUCAGUUUGAAAGAGCGCACUACAGAAAUAAGACGACCAAUGACUGCAUCUUUUAUUGAUGUACCAAUGGUUCAUGGAAGAGACGAUGAUAAGGAGAAGUUAUUAAACAAGUUGUUGAAUGAGAGUAGUCAAGAACCAGCCAUCUCUGUCAUUUCUAUUGUAGGGAUGGGAGGAAUCGGUAAGACUACUCUUGCUCGAUUAGUUUUUAAUAGUGAUAAGGUGAAAACCCAUUUUGACAAAAAAACAUGGGUAUGUGUCUCGGAACCUUUUGAUGAGAUUAGGAUUGCAAAAGCAAUCCUUGAAUCUCUUGGAGGUGAUGCAUCGAGACUAGGUGAACUAGAAACUAUAUUGCAACAUAUAAGUCAAUAUCUUGAUAGAAAAAAGUUUUUUCUUGUCCUAGAUGAUGUAUGGACUGAAGAUUCCAGAAAUUGGGAACAACUGAAAGAUUGUUUAAAGUGUGGCUCUCAAGGUAGUAGAAUUCUAGUUACCACACGUAAGGAAAAUGUUUCAAAAACUAUAGGAGCCACCAACAUGAUCAUGUUAGGGACAUUAUCAAAAAAUGAGUCUUGGUUGUUAUUUAGUCAAAUUGCAUUUCCAAGUGAAGCCAAUGAAAUAUUAGAAGAUAUUGGUAGAAAAAUUGUUGCUAAAUGCAAGGGCUUACCUCUCGCUAUAAAAACCUUAGGAAGCUUCUUGCGUUUCAAAACAAAUAUUGGAGAGUGGCAAAAUGUCCUAGAUAGUGAAAUGUGGGAAAUAGAAGAGGUAGAACAAGGGAUAUUUCCACCUUUACUAUUGAGCUAUUAUGAUUUGCCUUUUUCAUUGAAAAAAUGCUUCUCAUAUUGUGCUAUUUUCCCAAAAGAUCAUGAGAUAGAGAAAGAUAAAUUAAUUAAGUUAUGGAUGGCGCAAAGUUAUCUUAAGGAAGAGCGAAACAAAGAUAUGGAGUUAAUUGGGGAAGAGUAUUUUGAAAAUUUAGCAAUGCGCUCUCUUUUUCAAGACUUUAAGAAAAAUAAAUAUGAUGGUAGCAUAGAAAGUUGUAAGAUGCAUGAUAUAGUGCAUGAUUUUGCUCAAUUUCUUACAAAAAAUGAAUGUUUUAGUGUCGAGACUGAUAAUUACAAUGAGUUGCAUUUAAAAUCUUCUUUAAAAAAUGCUCGACACUCAAUGGUGAUUCUUAAAAGACGAGACUUUUUUCCUAUAGGCAUUGUUGAUGAAACUAAAUUGCGUAGUCUUUUGGUUAAGAGUCAAUAUUCGAGAAGCCAGCUGACUCUGUCCAAAUUAUUUGAAAACUUAAGUCUAAGAUCAUUACAGAUUGGUGGCUGUGAUAUUCAAGAAAUCCCUAGAGAAAUAAAAAAGAUGAUACAUUUGAGAUGUGAUAGUCUAACAAAAUUACCUGAAGAGAUGGGAAAGUUAAUCAACUUGAGGCAUUUUAUAAUUCGUACUUGUAGAGUAGAAUACAUGCCAAAAGGAAUUGAAGGAUUAACUUGUCUUCGAACUUUGGAAAAUUUUGUAGUGAGUAGUAGUAGCCAUGGCGGUAAAGCAUGUAGUAUUGAAAGUUUGAAAAACUUGACAAAUCUUCGGUGUCUUGGUAUUUGGGGGUUAGAAAAUGUGGCAGAUAUGGCCAAAUUGGAUAGUUUCAUUAACCCAAUUGAGGGAGUUAAGACUUUAUCAUUGUGA